Molecule: messenger RNA, 9912 nt
Organism: Gorilla gorilla gorilla (western lowland gorilla)
Lineage: Eukaryota; Metazoa; Chordata; Mammalia; Primates; Hominidae
Product: NKG2-A/NKG2-B type II integral membrane protein
Exons: 11
Coding region: 277-978 (233 amino acids)
Biological process (GO): negative regulation of natural killer cell mediated cytotoxicity; stimulatory C-type lectin receptor signaling pathway; negative regulation of T cell mediated cytotoxicity
Source: RefSeq, a predicted model, not a curated record
GUCUACAUUGAGACUACAGUUGAUAUGCCUACCUCCUGAGACACUAGUGUGUGAGUCUCCUCCUGGGCCCCUGGGCAAAUGGUUUUGGCAGCAUGACCAAGGCCUAAUGGGGCUGAAGGCAAGUCCACAGGAGGAUGGGUCCCUUUUCAGGUCUGGAGAUGGAAUCACUGUUGCUAUAGUAGGCCUUUUUAUGAGACUAACCUGGCCUCUCCACUAAAGGAUGUGUGACUUUCUGGGGACAGAAGAGUACAAUCCCUGACAUCACACACUGCAGAGAUGGAUAACCAAGGAGUAAUCUACUCAGACCUGAAUCUGCCCCCAAACCCAAAGAGGCAGCAACGAAAACCUAAAGGCAAUAAAAGCUCCAUUUUAGCAACUGAACAGGAAAUAACCUAUGCGGAAUUAAACCUUCAAAAAGCUUCUCAGGAUUUUCAAGGGAAUGACAAAACCUAUCACUGCAAAGAUUUACCAUCAGCUCCAGAGAAGCUCAUUGUUGGGAUCCUGGGAAUUAUCUGUCUUAUCUUAAUGGCCUCUGUGGUAACGAUAGUUGUUAUUCCCUCUACAUUAAUACGGAGGCACAACAAUUCUUCCCUGAAUACAAGAACUCAGAAAGCACGUCAUUGUGGCCAUUGUCCUGAGGAGUGGAUUACAUAUUCCAACAGUUGUUACUACAUUGGUAAGGAAAGAAGAACUUGGGAAGAGAGUUUGUUGGCCUGUACUUCAAAGAACUCCGGUCUGCUUUCUAUAGAUAAUGAAGAAGAAAUGAAAUUUCUGUCCAUCAUUUCACCAUCCUCAUGGAUUGGUGUGUUUCGUAACAGCAGUCAUCAUCCAUGGGUGACAAUAAAUGGUUUGGCUUUCAAACAUGAGAUAAAAGACUCAGAUAAUGCUGAACUUAACUGUGCAGUGCUACAAGUAAAUGGACUUAAAUCAGCCCAGUGUGGAUCUUCAAUAAUAUAUCAUUGUAAGCGUAAGCUUUAGAGGUAAAGCGUUUGCAUUUGCAGUGCAUCAGAUAAAUUUUAUAUUUCUUAAAAUAGAAAUAUAUUAUGAUUGCAUAAAUCUUCAAAUGAAUUAUGUUAUUUGCUCUAAUAAGAAAAUUCUAAAUCAAUUAUUGAAAUAGGAUACACACAAUUACUAAAGUACAGACAUCCUAGCAUUUGUGUCGGGCUCAUUUUGCUCAACAUGAUAUUUGUGGUUUUCAGCCUUUCUAAAAGUUGCAUGUUAUGUGAGUCAGCUUAUAGGAAGUACCAAGAACAGUCAAACCCAUGGAGACAGAAAGUAGAAUAGUGGUUGCCAAUGUCUGAGGGAGGUUGAAAUAGGAGAUGACCACUAAUUGAUAGAACGUUACUUUGUGUCGUGAUGAAAACUUUCUAAAUUUCAGUAGUGGUGAUGGUUGUAACUCUGUGAAUAUACUAAACAUCACUGAUUUUUAAUCAUUUUAAGUGCAUGAAAUGUAUGCUUUGUACACGACACUUCAAUAAAGCUAUCCAGAAAAAAAAAAAAAGGCCUCUCCUGGGAUUAUUUGUGACUGCAUUUAUUCUCUAAAGUAAUUUUUAAAGAUUAGCUUCUUUAUAAUAUUGACUUUUCUAAUCAAUAUAAAGUGUUUCCUUCAAUGUACUGUGUUAUCUUUAAUUUCUCUCUAUUGUAUUUUGUAUUUUGGGGGAUUGAAGUCAUACAGAAAUGUAGGUAUUUUACAUUUAUGCUUUUGUAAAUGGCAUCCUGAUUCUAAAAUUCCCUUUAGUAAUUUUUGUUGUUAUAAAUAGAAAUACAACUGAUGUCUGCAUUUUGAUUUUAUAUCUACUUAUUCCACUGAUUUUAUAUAUUUAAAUCUAUUAUGUCAACUAUUGAUUUAUUUCUGGGUGUUCUAUAUAAAGAGCAAUUUUAUCUGCAAAUGAUCACACUUUUAUUUUUUUAAUCUAUAUGCUAUAACUUAGUUUUAUUUUCAUUUAUUUUCACUGGCUAGGGUUUUAUACCCAUAGUUGAAUAGAAGGUACAAUCAAAGUUCUGUGUGUAUCAUAUGUAUCGUUUUCUGAUUUUGGCAAAAAAUACUUAAACAUGUUAUUCAUAUUUACAAAGCUUGGUGUUGUUUUCAUCCUAUCUUUCUCAUAUCGAAGCAGUUUUAUAAUAUUCCUAUUUUCUAAUAGACUUUAUCCAUUGUAACAUUUUUAUUAAUUUGUAGCAGUUGGAAUGAUAUAUAUUGUGUUUAUAUAACAUUUUAUAAGCUACUUUUAUUUUUUCAAAUGUUAAACCAGCCUUUGUUUCUGAAAUAAAUCCAUGGUGAUCAUUGUAUAUUUCCCUCAUAAAAUAUCAGUGCUGGCCGGGUGUGGUGGCUGACGUCUGUAAUCCCAGCACUUUGGGAGACUGAGGCCGGUGGAUCAGGAGGUCAAGAGAUUGAGACCAUCCUAGCCAACGUGCUGAAACCCCAUCUGUACUAAAAAUACAAAAAUUAGCUGGGCGUGGUGGUGCGCACCUGUAGUCCCAGCUACUCGAGAGGCUGAGGCAGGAGAAUCACUUCAAACCAGGGGUCGGAGGUUGCAGUGAGCCGAGAGUGCAUCACUGCACUCCAACCUGGCGACAGAGGGCGACUCUGUCUCAAAAAAAAAAAAAAAAAAAAAAAUUAGUGCAUAUAUAUUUUAUGUAGGGUAAGAUUUGUUUCUUCAUCCACAUUCACAAGGAUAUUUGACCAUGUUUUUAUUCAUAGCUAUAUACUUGAAAGGUUUUUAUAUCAAGGCUAUCUUGGGAAGAAUUUCUCUUUUUCUAUAACCUAGAAGCAUUUAUUGAGCGUACUGCUUUAUUUUUAAAUGUUAUAAUUCACUAGUAAUGCCAUCUGAGUUUGUAGACUAUUUUUCUAGGAAAGUUUAUGUCUAAACUGAAUUUCUUUAAAACAUGUAGGAUAUACUCGGAUUUCUAUUUGAUGCACUGCGUUUGGUAAUGAGUAUGUAUGAAUUUUCUAUUUCAUAUAGACAUUAAAAUGUAAUGAAAAUACAGUUUUAUUGCCACUAAAUAACUGUAAAGACCAUAGUGGUAUUGCCAUGUUUAAUCUAGAAAUAGGCCAGUUGUGGUGGCUCAAGCCUAUAAUCCCAGCACUUUGGGAGGCAUCAUUGUGCCUGGCCCUUAUCAAUUUUUUAAAAUGUUAAAUUUAUUAUUUUUGUGGAUACAUUAGUAGAUGUAUAUUUUUAGUAGUCUUUCAUCAAAUUUUAAAAGCAUUUUCAAUGAAAAUACCUUUGGCCUUGUUGUUCUCUCUAUUGUGAUAUUAUUCUUUAUCGUGAUUUUUUACUGUUUAUUCAUUAUUUUCUUAUACACCACUUGUAUUUAGUUUUAGCUUUUCUAUUUUUAAUUUAUUUUAGUGCAUUCAAUGGUUAUUUAAUUUUUAGGUCAUCUUUUGUAAUAUAUGUACAUUGAGGGCAAUCAGUUUUUACAAGAGAGAUUUUCAUUCUAUUUUCCUUAUAAUUCAUAUAAAAAUUGUGACCAUUCAUUUUGAUAAUUUAUUUCACCCAUAUGUUAUUUAGAUAUGUAUUACUGAAUUUAAAACCAUUGAGGUUGUCAGAUUUUUUUAUUGACUUCUAUUGUAGGUAAACUGUAGUUAGAACAUUUUCUAUGAAGCUGGAAAUAUUCUUCAUCUUUGUAUGCAAAGAUGUGGCUAGUGUACUGAGAAACUGGUUUUACAUGUUAUUUAUUUGGUAUUAAUUAAUGUUGAAUUAGAAUAGCUAUUUUUUAACUAUCCACUGGCCAAGCUUGGCUGGUGGUACUACACUGAAAUCAUAGUCCUAUAUUUUUUACUAAUAUGCUUAGAAUUAUGAGAUUACAGUGUAUUUGGGAAAAAUAUGUGAAAUUAAAUAUGUGAAUAUUCUACAUGUGUGUGAGUGUGUGCAUAUGAGUGAUAACUACGUGUCUAGUUCAGAUCUUUCUAUCGGCUCUCUGGCCUGUUUGUGUGUUAAGCACUGAGAGAAAAGGGUUUAAAAUCCCAUUUACGAUUGUUACUUAUUCACUUUAAUCCAUUAUAUGUUGAACUUGUCGCAUUAGGUACAUGCAAUGAUAAAAAUGUAUAUUACUAGUGGUUUGGAAAAUUAAUCUUACAUUAUGAAGCAUGCUUCCUCAAUUCCAGUAAAGGGUUUGCCUUAUAUUAAGACGGCACUAUUACAACCGUAAUAGUGUUCUACCAGUUUGUGAGGCAUGGUAUAUGUUGUUAAAUAUUUUAUCUUCAUCUUUCCUUGUUUAAAUAUUUUAAUUUUAAUUUCAGUGCAUACAUAGUAGGUAUAUAUGUUCAUGGGGUUCAUGAGCUGUUUUGAGGGAGACAUGCAGUGCAUAAUAAUGACAUCAUUUAAAAAGGGUGUUUCCAUCUCCCUAAGGAUUUAUUCUUUUGUUACAAACAAUCCAGUUAUACUCUUUAGUUAUUUUAAAAAGUACAAUUAAAUUAUUAUUGACUGUAGUGACCCUGUUGUGCUAUCAAACACUAGGUCUUAUUCAUCCUUUCUAUUUUUUGUAUCCACGAAUUAACCAUUUUCACCUCCCUACUACUAACCUUCCACUAUCCUUCUCAAUCUCUGGUAACCAUCCUUCUACUCUCUCUCUCCAUGAGUUCAACUGUUGUGAUUUUUAAAUCCCACAGCUAAGUGAGGGCAUGUGAUGAUUGUCUUCCUGUGACUGGCUUAUUUUAUUUAACAUAAUGACCCCUGGUUCCAUUCAUGUUGUAGCAAAUGACAGGGUCUCAUUCUUUUUAUGGCUGAAUAUUACUCCAUUGUUUAUAUACACACAUGUUAUUUGUCCAUUCAUCUGUUGAUGGACACUUAGGUAGCUUCCAGAUCAUAGCUAUUGUGAAGAGUGCUGCAACAAACAUGGGAGUACAGCUAUCUCUUAGAUAAACUGAUUUUCUUGCUUUUGGGUAUAUACCUGGGAGUGGGAUUGCUGGAUCAUAUGGUAGCUCUACAUUUAUAUUCAUUUUUCUUUAUGCUUACAUGCAAGGAAUGUCUCAUAAAGACAACAGUUAUUACUGAAUAUAUACAUUCUUUGCUUUUAAAUUCAAAUUACUCUAUACUUAAUAUAAUUAUCAAUUUCUAAAAUAUAAUCCUUAUGUAUUUUAUUUGUAUGGAAAUAUAUAAGCACUGGUAUUAAUUAUAACUUAAUUUUUAUUACAUUCUGAUUGAACACUACCAAGUGUUUAAACUCUGUUGUUCUCUUAUGUUUUCAUAAUAAAUAUUUUCAUUGUUUACUUUCCACAUACAAACUUGUUAAUUUAAUACAAUUUACAACACACCUGCUGGCACUUUGAUCUUGGACCUCCCUGCUGUCUGAACUGUGAGUAAUAUAUCUGUAUGGUUAAUAGAUUGCCUAGUUUGUGAUAUUUUAUUAUAGCAGUACAAACAAUGUAAGAUUACUCUCUAUUUUAUUUACCAGUUAGCCUGUAUGUGCUCCCCAAAUUCUAAUACAAAUAUUUAUUUCAAUGUUGGAAACUUUGUCAUUAAUACACUAUCUAUUCAAUAUCCAAUUAGGCAUAUCCACAUAAUUCCUUUACUUUAAGUCUUCUUUUUGAAUAUCCAAGUUUUCAUUGCGAAGGUGUGCUUAAUCUAUUGAAGAUAUUUGAAUUUUAUUUUCUUUAGAGUUAGUAAUAACUAAUUCACUCCAAUUUCUUAAACUCCUUGAAAAUUAUUUCAUUUCAUGUUACAUUAAAAGUAUAUUUUCACUUCUUAUUGACUUCCAACUUAGCCAUAACCCAUAGGAAACCAGAUAUUGCCAUUAUUUGCAAUAGUCACAGUAAUUCAUAUAUAGGUUCGGUGUUAGGGUUCUCCAGAUGGACAGAACUAAUAGGAUACGUGUAUAUAUGAAAGGGAGUUUAUUAGGGAGAAUUGGCUCACACGAUCACAAGGCAAAGUCCCACAAUAGGCCAUCUGCAAGCUGGGGAAGAAAGAAGCCAGUAGUGGCUCAGUCCGAGUCAAAAGCCUCAGAAGCAGAGAAGCCAAAAGGGCAGCCUUCAGUCUGUGGCCGAAGGCCCAGGAGCCCCUGUAAAACCACUGGUGUAAGUACAAGAGUCCAAAGGCUGAAGAACCUGGAGUCUGAUGUCCAAGGGCAGGAGGAACGAAGGAAGCAUCCAGCACGGGAGAAAAAUGAAAGCCGAACACUCAGCAAGCCAGCUUACCCCACCUUCUUCUAGCUGCUUUGUUCUACUCGCUCUGGCAGCCAUUGGAUGGUGCCCACCCACACCGAGGAUGGGUCUUCUUCGCCCAGUCCACUGAGUCAAAUGUCAAUCUCCUCUGGCAACACCGUCACAGACACAGCCAGAAGCAACACUUUACCAGCUAUCUAGGCAUCCUUCAAUCCAAUCCGGUUGACACCUAAUAUUAAUCAUCGUAAGUUCUGUGUGUGUGUGUAUUUACGUCACAUAAACAUAUAUAUAUAUAUACACACACAUCAUAUAGAGUAAAUUCUAACUACAGUUAUCUUGUGUAAUUUUUGUUUUGUUUUUAUAUAUUUAUUUUGCCUUUGUAUAAGCAUAAACUUCAUUCACAGUAAAUGCUCAAACAGUAGAAAUCUGUAUUAUUUCGAUUAACAAAGGACAUGAUAUACAGUCACGUGCCACAAAAUGAUGUUUUGGUCAAUGACUGACUGCACAUAGAUAGUGGUCCCACUAGAUUAUAACGGAGCUGAAAAAUUCCUAUGAAUUAGUGACGUCAUAGCAAUAGUUGCAGAACAGUGUAUUAUUCACAUGUCUGUGGUGAUGCUGGUGUAAAUUACCUUGCUGCCAGUGGAAUAAAAGUAUAGCACAAUUACAUACACUACAUAAUAUUUGAUAAUGAUAAUAAAUGACAGGUUAUCGGUUUAUGUAUUUACUGUAGUAUACUUUUAAUUAUUAUUUUAGAGUGUACUCCUUCUACUUCUAUAAAAACAGUUACCUGAAAAACAACCUUGGGCAGGUCUCUCAGGAGGAAUUCCAGAAGAAGGCACUGUUACCAUAGGAGAGGACCGCUGCACAUGUGUUAUUGCCUGAACCUUCCAGUGGGACAAGAUGUGGAGGGGAUGACAGUGAGAUUGAUCUUGCUGACACUGUGUAGGCUUAGGCUAAUGUAUGCGUUUCUGUCUUUGUUUUUAAAAAAAGUUUAAAAAGAAAAAAAUUAAAAUGAAAUAUAGAAAAAAGCUCAUAGAAAAAGAAUAUAGUUGUUAAGACUGUGCAAUUUGUGUUUUUAAAUAAAGUGUAUUUAAAAAGAGGCAGAAGAUUUUUAAAAUAUGAAAAAUUUAGAAACCAACAAAGAUGCAGUAAAGUUAAUUUAUUAUUAGCUAAAGAAAAAAAGUGCUGCAUAAAUAUAGUGUACCCUAGUGUACAGUCUAUAAAUUCUACAGUAGUGUGCUGUAAUAUCCUAGGCCUUGACUUUCACUUGCUACUUACUCACUGACUCACCCAGGGAAAAUUCCAUUUCUGCAGUCUUCAUUCGUAGUAAGUGCCCUAUAAAAGGAUGCCAUUUUAACCUUUUUUAAAGCAUAUUUUCCUGUUUUUUUGUUUAUAUAUAAUUAGACAAACAAAAAUUACCAUUCUGGUCACUGCUUACAUUAUUCACAACAGUAACAUGUUGUACAGGUUUGUAUCCUUGGAGCAAUAGGCUAUCCCAUAUAACAUAAGAGUGUAGUAGCUGUACCAUCUAGGUUUGUGUAAAUAAACUCUCUGAUGUUGACACAGGGAUGAAAUUGCCUAAAGACAUAUUCCUCAGAAGUAUCCCUGUCAUUAUGCAAACAAUAACGGUAUAACACUAUUUAAUGGAAAACACCAAGUGGAUGUUUGUAGCAAUAGUAGACAUCAGCGCUUCAAACUUAAAUAGAAAACAUCAGUGAAUGAUACAUUAUGUGGCAUCUUUAGUGAAUGAUUUUAUUGUUUUAAUUCCAUAAUGUGACUAAUAGAAAAAUUAACCUAGUUUAUGAAAAUGCAAUAAAAUAUAAAUAUAAAUAAGUUUACUUGUUAUUGAAAUAGAUACAAUGUGAACACAAGCAUAUAUGCAUAUGACAUUAUUAAUUAAUUUUGUGAAAAUAUAUUACAAUAUAUUUUACAGAAAAACAUAUAUACCUAGCCACCAUUAGCCAUUCUGAUGGAAGGGCAAAUAAUAAUUCUCAUUGCAAAGAAAUAAAUAUGGAUUUAAAUUCCAACUUUUUAGAUUUCAGAGGAUAGCCAGGCACGGUGGCUCAUGCCUGUAAUCCCAGCACUUUGGAAGGCCGAGGCAGACGGAUAAUGAGGUCAGGAGAUCGACACCAUCCUGGCUAACACGGUGAAACCUCGUCUCUACUAAAAAUACAAAAAAGAUUAGCUGGGCGUGGUGGCACACCCCUGUAAUCGCAGCUACUCAGGAGGCUGAGGCAGGAGAAUCGCUUGAGCCCAGGAGGCAGAGGUUGCAGUGAGCCGAGAUGGCACCACUGCACUCCAGCCUGGGCAAUAGAAUUAUGCAUAAACAUUCCCCCUUUUCUUGAUAGAAAAUAAAUGAUGAAAAGAUUUUUAUUUAAUACAACUAGAUAAUUUAUAGUUUUUUCCCUGAUGUUCAUAUACCACUUAUUUUUUUAAAAAUUUUGUUUAUUUGUUUUUGAGACAAGGUCUGGCUCUGUUGCCCAGGCUACAGUGCAGUGACACUAACAGUUCACUGCAGCCUUGACCCCCAGGGCUCAAGCGAUCCUCUCACCUCAGCCUCCAGAGCAGAUGGGACUACAAGCAAACACCAGCAUCCUCGGCUAAUUUUUAUAUAUAAAUAUAUAUAUAUAUAUUUUUAAGAGAUGGGGUUUCAUCCUGUGUAUCAUGCUAACCUCAAACUCCUGAGCUCAAGUGAUCCUGGAGUGCUGGGAUUACUGACAUGAGCUACCACGCCCGGACAUUCAUGUAUCAUUUUACUUGUGUUUUAAAAAAUCUCCAUUUUCUGGCCUCCCCAUUUUUAAGUAGGUGAUGUUUUAAAAAUUGCUUUAACCUCCCUUCAUAGUUUAACUUAGGCUUUAAUCAUUUACAACAAAUAUUUCUAUUAAAAUGCAGACAAUAAGUCAUGAUCAGAGAAGGAAUGGGUGAACAAUAUAGUAGGUAGUUUUUUUAUUAUUUCAGUCUCUGGCAUAGAGAUAUAGCUCAGUAUUGUUUAAUAUUUUAUUCUUUCAAGAGACAUUUAUUUUAAUCAGAGGAAUCUGGUUAACUUACAUAAAGAAGAAAAAUGAAUAAGGGAAUUUUAAGAACUAAGGCAAAGAAAGCAAGAAGAUAAGUUUGAGAAUUCAUGUCAGUUACAAUUAAGUUGAAAAUGCAGCAUUUUCUCAAAAUAGUGACAAAUACAUUAAAUUCCUAUUGAUAAAAUCAUUAUUUAAAUUUUGUUAUUAUGAUAGCAGUGAUAUUAUAGGGGUAUAUGAUAAAGAAGUAUAUAAUGUCAAGUUUCAGCCACCUUGUCUAAAUGUAGAAAGCAACCACCUAAGAUCCUUUUGAAAAGUUACAAAACUUUGGUGUUUGUAACUGAGAUGGAAACAAUUACCAGCAUGGAUCAAAUCUCUGCUCUCCCCCCAUCUUGUUGACUAUAAAAAUAAUUUCUAAGAGGCACUUGAAAAUGGACAAACUAAAUGACACACUAGCCACCCAAAGUCUCCUAUAUUCUAAAGUGUGUGAUGAGCUAAACUAAUUCAAAAUAGCCCUAGGCUGAGAAUUUCCUGUUCAAAUCUGCAGUGACACAUUGGUGAGGAAUCUACUUUUUCCACUCUUGCCUCACUCUGACCCUUCAAAGGGCAGUCUGUGAAGAUCACAGAUAACGUUUGUGUCUUUCAGAGGUAACCUGACCUCUCCACUGAAGGGCAUGUGGCUUUCUGAUGACAGUAGGUUUACUGCCACCUCCAGAGAAGCUCACUGCUAAGUCCUGGAGCAGAACAAUUCUUCCCCAAAUACAAGAACCCAGAAAGAGACGGGGUUUCAUCAUGUUGACCAGG